Messenger RNA from Lotus japonicus, 2054 nucleotides. Its product is annotated as probable CoA ligase CCL7. The coding region runs from base 289 to 1911 and encodes 540 amino acids. Gene Ontology annotation, molecular function: CoA-ligase activity. The record is from RefSeq and is a predicted model, not a curated record. NCBI's taxonomy places the organism in Eukaryota, Viridiplantae, Streptophyta, Magnoliopsida, Fabales, Fabaceae. The transcript has 6 exons.
AGAAAGCUAUCCAAAAGUCAAUCUAUAUCCACAUGUCCACCUUCUUCAUCAUAUAUUUUAUCUGUUCUGUGAUCAUGACCAAUUCAUGCACGUAAUAUUCACCAUCAACACAAAGUCUCUUGAGUCAUCGUCCUCCUCCCAAAAUGAACAAUCCUCAAUCACCCAUUCACACACCAAGACCAAAUCAAACAAACACCUUUCUUGAUGAAGAUAAUUUCAUCUUAAACAUGCAAUAAACAACUUAUCAUCAUCAUCAAAUCAUUUCCACCUUGCCUUAGGUCAUUAUCAAUGCAGAGAUCAGGGUACGGUAGCGACGGAAUAUACAGGUCACUAAGACCUCGUCUGGUUCUUCCAAAAGACCAAAAUCUCUCACUCGUCACCUUCCUCUUCAACAGCGUCUCCUCCUUCUCCAACAAACCUGCUCUCAUCGAUGCCGAUUCCUCCGAAACGCUCACCUUCUCGCAGCUCAAAUCUGUAGUAGCAAAGCUCGCCACCGGUUUCCUCCGCCUCGGACUCACCAAAACCGACGCCGUCCUCCUCCUCGCUCCCAACACCAUCUACUUCCCCAUCUGCUUCCUCGCCGCCACCGCCAUCGGCGCCGUCGUCUCCACCGCCAACCCCGUCUACACCGUCCCCGAAAUCUCCCGCCAAAUCAAAGACUCCAACCCGAAGCUCGUCAUCACUGUCCCGGAGUUAUGGGACAAGGUGAAAGCCUUCGAGUUCAAACUCCCCACCGUGAUAAUCGGUUCCAACGCCGCCACGAGCUCGAAGACCACGAGUUUGCGCGCGGUGAUGGAGCUUGCAGGGACGGUUACUGAGCAGCCGGAGGUUGGCGUGAAACAGGGGGACACGGCGGCGCUUCUGUAUUCCUCCGGGACGACGGGGGUGAGCAAGGGCGUGGUGCUGACACACGGGAACUUCAUCGCGUCGUCGUUGAUGGUGGCGAUGGAUGAUGACACGGAGGGGGAGGUUCCAGGCGUGUUUCUCUGCGUUUUGCCGAUGUUUCAUGUGUUUGGGCUUGCUAUCAUAACUUAUGCGGCGCUCCGGCGGGGGAGUGCGGUGGUGUCGAUGGGGAGGUUUGAGUUUGAGGCGUUGCUGAGGGCGGUGGAGAAGCAUAAGGUGACGAAUCUCUGGGUGGUUCCUCCGAUGGUGCUUGCUCUGGCGAAACAGAGUGUGGUUGGGAAGUAUGAUCUUUCGUCGUUGAAGUAUAUUGGGUCAGGUGCUGCUCCUCUUGGGAAAGAGUUGAUGGAGGAGUGUGCUAGGAAGUUACCUCAUGUUUCUGUUUGUCAGGGCUAUGGUAUGACAGAAACUUGUGGAGUUGCAUCUCUGGAGAAUCCAAGAGUAGGGACUCGUCAUACUGGCUCAACUGGAAUGCUGGCUUCUGGAGUAGAAGCUCAGAUAGUGAGUGUGGAGACACAGAAGCCGCUCCCUCCAAGACAGUCAGGAGAAUUAUGGGUACGGGGUCCUAACAUGAUGAAAGGUUAUCAUAACAAUCCAGAAGCCACAAAAUUGACUUUGGAUAAAAAGGGAUGGGUACAUACAGGAGAUGUUGGAUAUUUUGAUGAGGAUGGACAGCUCUAUGUUGUUGACCGUAUCAAAGAACUAAUCAAGUAUAAAGGUUUUCAGGUUGCACCAGCAGAACUUGAAGGGCUUCUAGUUUCUCAUCCUGAAAUACUAGAUGCUGCUGUCGUCCCAUAUCCGGAUGAUGAGGCUGGUGAAGUUCCAAUUGCCUAUGUUGUUCGUUCACCCAAUAGUUCACUGACUGAGAAACAAAUUCAGGAAUUUAUUGCUAGUCAGGUUGCACCUUUCAAAAAAUUGAGAAGGGUGACAUUCAUCAGCAGUGUUCCAAAGACAGCUUCAGGAAAACUUCUCAGAAGAGAGCUUAUUGCUAAAGCAAAAUCCAAAAUAUAAGAUAUUAAAAUUGUUUUGGUCAAUUUCUUUGAUAGAAUGCAAGUUUGGAGUGCAUGAUGUAGGAUUAAGCAAUAUGUGUUUGGGUAAACAACUUAAUUAAAUACUUAUGCUAAUAAGAGCUUAUCGCAUAAGCACUUAUACAA